Messenger RNA from Populus trichocarpa (black cottonwood), 2964 nucleotides. Its product is annotated as oligopeptide transporter 1. Bases 417 to 2720 code for a protein of 767 amino acids. Lineage: Eukaryota; Viridiplantae; Streptophyta; Magnoliopsida; Malpighiales; Salicaceae. Gene Ontology annotation, biological process: transmembrane transport. Gene Ontology annotation, molecular function: oligopeptide transmembrane transporter activity. The transcript is spliced from 7 exons. The record is from RefSeq and is a predicted model, not a curated record.
ACGUUAUGGUUGACAGCAACUUGCUAAACUCAAAGAAAGAAAACAAAUUAUUAUGAAUAAAUCUAAAGCUGGAAAUGAAACAUUGACGCGGCAUCUUCUUUUCUUAUGUUUCACCAUCGAAAAUAGCUCAUCAUUUCUCUGCUUAUGCCCUUCGACAAUAAUUGUCCAUGCCUUGUUAAAUGGGAAAUGGAAUGUUGAAUGAUUCUUGCCGCCAACUAUAUAUAUGAGGUUCCAAGAAUCAAAUUUAACUUUCUCUGUUUGGAUUUUCUUUGUGUCUCAUGAUGGAAACAAAGAGAUAACAUGAAGCCAAAAAAUGACUCCAAACUUGAGGCUAAAGAACCAUAUAUACUGAAAACUUGUGUUGUUGAACUUGGAAGAAUCCGCAGAUCCAGUUUAGGUAGUUCAGGCAUAGAAGAAUGGAGCACGCAGAGACUAAUGGUAAAGGGAUUCCUCUUUCAAACAAGGUCGAGGUGCUUGAUGAGAAAGUCUCUGAUGAGGGAUUGAUGACUCCUUCUCUGUUUAUUAAAACAAAAUUUUCUGCAGAAGAGGCAAACGAUUCGCCAAUCGAGCAAGUUAGGCUCACAGUUCCGAUUACAGACGAUCCAACAUUACCAUGCUUGACUUUUCGAACAUGGGUCUUGGGGAUCACAAGUUGUGCUCUUCUGGCAUUUGCCAAUCAGUUCUUCGGUUACCGUCAAAAUAUACUCUCUGUAACAUCAGUUUCAGCCCAGAUUGUAGUGCUGCCAGUAGGGAGGCUCAUGGCAGCAAUUUUACCAAACAAAGUUAUCCGUUUUCCAAGAACGAAAUGGUCAUUUUCUUUGAAUCCAGGGCCUUUCAACUUAAAAGAACAUGUCCUGAUCACAAUAUUUGCAAAUUCUGGAUCAAAUCCUGUGUAUGCAGUGGGUAUUAUCACCAUUGUCAAGGCAUUUUAUCAUGGUAACAUAGACGCAGUACCGGCUAUGUUAUUGUCGCAGACGACGCAGCUGUUAGGAUAUGGAUGGGCUGGAAUCUUCAGGAAGUUCCUUGUUGAUUCCCCUUAUAUGUGGUGGCCUUCCAAUCUGGUUCAAGUUUCCCUCUUUAGGGCAUUGCAUGAAGUUGAGAUCAGGCGUAAGGGAGGCCUGACAAGGCUGCAGUUCUUCCUCGUGGUCCUUAUAUCAAGCUUCGCGUACUAUAUAGUUCCCGGCUAUCUCUUCCAAUCUAUAACUGCUCUUUCCUUUGUUUGUUGGAUAUGGAAAGAUUCAGUCACUGCCCAGCAAAUUGGUUCUGGUCUUCAUGGCCUUGGUGUUGGCUCGUUCGCCUUUGAUUGGUCAACUGUAGCUGGUUUUUUGGGAUCUCCAUUGGCCACUCCGGGAUUUGCUAUUAUCAACAUAUUAUUUGGUUACAUCAUAAUUCUCUACAUCAUAAUCCCCAUAUCUUACUGGACAAACUCAUACAAUGCCAAACGUUUUCCCAUUUUCUCUUCACAUGUUUUCGAUGCUAAUGGAAAACCCUACGAUGUUUCAACAGUUCUAAAUGAGACAACCUUUGAAUUCAAUAGAGCAGGGUAUGAUGGCUACAGCAAAGUCAACCUAAGUAUCUUCUUUGUUUACACUUAUGGUCUAAGCUUUGCCAUAUUGGCUGCUACAUUAACUCAUGUAGCACUUUUCCACGGAAGGGAGAUUUGGUAUCAAACAAAAGAAACAUUGAAAGACAAGUAUGCUGAUGUCCACACUAGGAUAAUGAAGAGAAAUUAUGAGGCUGUUCCUCAAUGGUGGUUUCAUAUAAUCUUGAUUGUAGUAACUGGACUAGCCCUGCUUACUUGUGAAGGCUUUGGUAGACAGUUACAACUUCCUUACUGGGGUGUCCUGCUAGCGAUUGGCUUGGCUUUCAUUUUCACUCUUCCCAUUGGUGUUAUUACAGCAACUACGAACCAGCAACCGGGACUCAACGUUAUCACUGAGCUAAUAAUCGGUUACAUGUAUCCGGGGAGACCUCUUGCAAAUAUUACUUUCAAGACCUAUGGCUACAUUAGCAUGUCUCAAGCAAUCAUGUUCCUCUCAGACUUCAAGCUGGGACAUUACAUGAAAAUUCCCCCAAAGUCCAUGUUUGUUGUCCAGUUAGUAGGGACUGUAAUUGCAUCUUCAGUUUACUUCGGCACGGCCUGGUGGCUCCUUACCUCGGUGGAAAACAUCUGCAAUCCAUCAAGAUUGCCAGAAGGAAGUCCAUGGACAUGUCCAGGAGACGAUGUUUUCUACAAUGCCUCCAUCAUUUGGGGCGUGGUUGGACCACUGCGAAUGUUCGGACGUCUUGGUUUGUACUCGAAGAUGAACUAUUUCUUCCUCAUUGGCCUUCUCGCGCCGGUGCCAGUGUGGAUACUCUCUCGCAUGUUCCCUGAGAAGAAAUGGAUCAAACUCAUUAAUGUGCCUAUUAUCAUAGGAGGCACAGGAGGCAUGCCAUCAGCCAGGGCUGUGAACUAUAUGUGCUGGUUUGCUGUAGGCAUUUUCUUCAAUUUUGUUGUCUACAAGAGAUAUAGAGGAUGGUGGGUUAGGCACAACUACAUCCUAUCAGCAGGGUUAGAUGCUGGAGUUGCUUUCCUAGCCAUUUUACUCUAUUUUACACUACAAAUCAAGGACAUUAAUGGACCAACCUGGUGGGGCUUGGAGCUGAGUGAUCAUUGUCCUCUGGCAACUUGUCCUACUGCCCCUGGCUUUCAGGUUGAGGGAUGCCCUGUUUUCCACUAACAGCUGCUUUCAUCAGAAUUUCUACCUGGGUUAAGGAACAAUAUGUCCUUUGACACGCGAAGUUGUAACUUAAUUCCAUUUCUGUGAGAACCAAAGUGAUUCCAUUGAUGUCAAGAUAUUUCCACUUCUCCAAAACUCUAAAGGAAAUAAGAAUAUUUGCUCAGAAUGAAGAUGGCAGUCAAAUAGAUAUAUAUAUAGCAUGUGUAUUGAGAACUGUGAGUAUAAAAAAUGCAAUUGAAUCUCA